AAAUCUUCCAAGAAUUGGUGCCAAUGCAUCGGAUAUGCAAGCUCUUUCAAACGCAAUAGAUCGCAAUCGUAAUAAUUCGAUGCUAGCCAUAAACACUGCCGGCUUAACCGUUGGCACAGGAGAUCCUAGUCCUAUGAGUGCGAGUUCCUCAACUGGGUCUCCAAUAAUGCCAGCUCUUGGUUAUCAUCAUCAUAGCGCCCAUCAUCAAGCGUUGCUCAACAGUCACUUCAUGGCCGCCACUCAAUCUAUGAACAAUAGUGCCGGCUUGAUAGCACCAACCCAACGUGUUCCCGCAAAUCAUAACCGAAGAAACACUCGCUCAGAUGAUGGUAACGACAUAGGUUCCGCAUCCAACGGGGAUCGUCCUCAGAAGGUAUAUUCUUUCGUGGCUCUACCAGGGAUAAAUACCAAGAAGAGACCACGCCGCCGAUACGAUGAAAUCGAACGUCAUUAUGCUUGCAAUUUCUCGGGAUGCACAAAGAGUUACGGUACUCUCAACCACUUGAACGCUCACGUACAGAUGCAGAAACAUGGACCCAAAAGACAUCCUUCAGAAUUCAAGGAACUUCGAAAACAAUGGAGACGACAAAAACGCGAAGAGGAAGAGCGGAAAAACGCAGAAAGUAAUGUUUCCAAAAGCGCUGCGGCUGGCCUCAACAUAUCUCUUCCAUCGAUAUAA
This is a messenger RNA of Acaulospora morrowiae, 679 nucleotides long. Lineage: Eukaryota; Fungi; Glomeromycota; Glomeromycetes; Diversisporales; Acaulosporaceae. The record is from the annotation of a GenBank genome assembly.